Ahaetulla prasina is the source of this 2527-nucleotide messenger RNA. RefSeq names its product relaxin-3 receptor 2-like. Gene Ontology annotation, molecular function: G protein-coupled receptor activity. The transcript has a single exon. Gene Ontology annotation, biological process: G protein-coupled receptor signaling pathway; immune response. The record is from RefSeq and is a predicted model, not a curated record. Bases 668 to 1861 code for a protein of 397 amino acids. Gene Ontology annotation, cellular component: membrane. Lineage: Eukaryota; Metazoa; Chordata; Lepidosauria; Squamata; Colubridae.
GUGAUGCCGAGCACGCAUCUUUCCAUGGCUUUUUGCGCCACUCGUAGCUUUUGUAUCGAUUGUGAGCUUCUGUGUUUCGCCGGCAUACGUCAGAAUAGGUUGCACCAACCUGUAAUCAGCAUCAACCGGGCUACAAAAUAUUUACUGCAGGUUGGCUUCCCGAAGCCCCCUCCAUAAAGAGCUUGUGUUUGCGGUCGGGAGAUAAGGAGUGCCACAGGCGUGCCAGGCGAGGACAGGAGGCUCCCUUGCCCUGCCCACCCGACAGGAAGGCUGUCCUUGGUCUUCAAGCUGGGUGUGGCGUGCAAGUCCCAGACUCAGAUCGACCGCCUAUUUCUCUUUUCCCAGCCAGUCGUCAGCUUCGGCUCCAGCGACGAUUUGGAUACUGAAAAGAAAGCUAAAAACUGGAGCUCCCUGUGGUUUUUUUUUUUUUAAUCAAAAGGGUGAAAGAAAGAGAAGGCUGGAGGCCCAGAAGCAACAUCCUUGUGCCCACGCCUCUGAUUUCCUUGCAAGCGAGGCGGGCGAGCAGCUCUGGGGAGGUCCUUCUUCUGGAAGAUCUGGACAGAUAUUUUCUUGGGAAAAAUAUUGCCGCUUCAUCCCAGCCUCCACUGUGCAAUGGUCAGAGGGGCUGUGGAAAAGAACCUUUCUGGGAAUCCGUUUCUGCUACAAGAUGGAUGAGAAGGAGCUUUGGGGUCCCGGCUGGAACGUCAGCAUCACAAACGGGACCUCGACGGGGAUAUUUGACUUGUUCAGCGAUGACAUUGCCUUGGUCUCAUCGGAUGUUUCGUUCGGCAUAAGAAUAUUCAUUGCAACGGUCUACCUGUUGGUGUGCGCGGCGGGCCUCUUGGGAAACAGCCUGGUGAUGUACCUCAUUUGGAUCCAGAAGGACAGGUCCAGACCCGCCAUUAACAUCAUGGUCUUUGGCCUCGCGGCCGCCGACUUCCAAUUCUCCCUGAUGCUGCCUUUCUGGGCCACGGAGGUGGUGCGGGAUUUCCAGUGGCCCUUCGGCCAAGCCAUGUGCAAAGCCGUCCCUUCCCUGACUCUUCUCAGCAUCUACGCCAAUGUCUUCUUGCUCACGGCCAUGGGGGUCACCCGCUACUGGUCGGUAGUCUCCGCUGUGAAGGAUGGGUUAAGGAUGACACCCCGGGCGGCCAAGUGCAUCACUGCCAUCCUUUGGGCCCUGGCGGUGGGAGCCACCGUCCCGACAACCGUCUAUGCCGGAGUGGUAAGUGUCGCCAGGGUGGAACUCUGCCUCUUCCAAUUCCCCAGCCCGUAUCACUUGGGGAUCUACCAACUCCAGAGAGUGGUGUUCACCUUCGCAAUCCCCUUGGUGGUCAUCUUGACUUCCUACCUCCACCUCCUCCGGUUUCUCAAACUUCACCACAUUCCCAGCCGCAGCCUGACGCGGCACAACCAGGUCGCCGCCACCGUCCGCCUGGUGGUCGGUUGCUUCUUCGUCUGCUGGUUCCCUAAUCACGUGGUCACUGUCUGGGGCAUUCUGGCGAAAUUCGGGGCUCUGCCCAUGGACGACACCUUCCACUAUCUCCACACUUACGUCUUCCCCCUGACCACUUGCUUGGCUCAUGCCAACAGCUGCCUCAACCCCGUCCUCUACUGCCUGAUCCGCCGCGAGUUCCAAGAAGCGAUGAAGGAUACCUUCCGCAGGUUGUCCUCCAUCGCCUCCUACCAGCUGUUCUCCUCCCACAAGGCCUGGGAGGAGGGGGCGCUGGAGGCCCUGCCUCUCGGCCCCUCCGAUCUCCCCCACAAUCCUCAAAGCCGAGCAAAGGAGGAUAAUGCCUCCUCUACCGUCUUGGAGGCAGAGAAAACGGACCUCACUCUCGGAGUAGCAUCUUCUGGGCCGUGAGGAAGGGCGCUUCAGACCCAAGGAAAUCCCAUGAUCAGAAUUCCGAUUUGGGGCUUUUAUCGAAUCAAAGACCUGCGCAACUGGGGACCGGCCUUUGGAAUUGGAACUCGGCUCCAAGCUUCUUCAUGAUUCAAGAAUGUCCCUUGGACGAUUGUUUUCUCCUCCAGUGAGUUAUGGCCUCCUCUUCUUCUCCCAGACAUCUAGAAUGAAGAGGUGUUGAACAGGGUUUUGAGAGAGUUCUGUGGCCCUGCCCUUGUUAGUUCCGCAUGAAGCCACAGAAGUGGAGGUCUGGAUCAUGCUCGCGGCUUGCUUUGGUCUUCUGCACUGCUCUGAGUUGCACAAAUAGCCCCCCGGCUUACAAUGAUCGUUAGGACCGCAAUUUUCACUGUCGGUCAGUAUGGUCAUAAAGAGAGACAUCGCAUGACUCCACUGACUUACAAUGGCAAUUCUGGCACUAUCUGCUAUGGUCGUUAACUGAGAACUACAGGUUGUUAAGUAAUUACCUACCACAAUCCAAGCCGUUCCAGGCUUGGUCGAUCUCAGCCCUGAGCCUCAGUAAAGUAAGGGAUUACCUCCCAUUGCCCCCAGCUGCCUAUUUCCCCUCCCAUCGCUGCCCUUUUGCAAUAGGAUAGGAGGGGAGCUGAGCGGAGCGGAGCAGAGCAGAGA